AUGUCUGAUUCCCCUGACGGCAUCUACGAGAAGGGUCUUGUCGACCCCGGAUUCCCCGUGGCAAACUCCACCCAGCCCUUCUGGUUGACAGAGCCAUCGGUGCACAGUAAGCUACAAUCACCAUGGCCCGAGUCGGUGGACAUCGCCAUCAUCGGCUCUGGCAUGACUGCUGCCAGUCUCUGCCAGACCCUCUACUCGAAGAACCCCAAUCUCAGAAUCGUCCUCCUCGAGGCCCGCGAUCUCUGCUCGGGGGCCACUGGCCGCAACGGAGGCCACAUCAAGGCCAUGAGCCCCGGGUCGUGGUUCGAGCGAAAGGAGCAGCUCGGGGUGCAAGAGGCCGUGCGCGUCAUGGAGUAUGAGCAUAGCCACCUCAAGGAGAUGGCCGAUUGCAUCAAGACGAACAAUCUCGACUGCGACCUUCAGGAGAUCGAAGGCUUGGACGUCUACCAUGACGAGAAGGUUUUCCGCCAUGCACUGGAUGCCGUCGAGGAUAUGAAGAAGCACGCCCCCAGUCUCGGCGAGAUCUAUCGCGUCUACACGGCAAAGGAGGAUCUCAAGGCUCGAAACUGCCCAGAGGAGUGCCUGGGAGCCAUCGGAAUGCCCGCCGCCUCCAUGUGGCCUUACAAGAUGGUCACGGGGCUCUUUGAUAAGAUGAUCCGCGAGAGAGGUCUCUUGAUCGAGACCAACACUCUCGUCACAGCCGUCUACGAUGAGGACGACCGCAGCUUUGCCACCGUGAAGACCAACAGAGGAGAGAUCCGAGCCAGCCACGUCGUGCAUGCCACCAACGCUUGGGUCAGUCGUCUUGUGCCGGAGCUGCGCAAGUUCGUGUCUCCGGUAAGGGCCAACGUCCAACGCCAGGUGCCUCGCCCGUCUAAGGCCCGAUACAGCAACUCCUGGUGGAUCCGAUACGGAGAGCACGAUUAUGAGUACAUGAUCCAGCGGCCAGACGGCGCAUAUGUCAUGGGGCGAGCAGGCACAGGCCGCAGGGCUACGGCAGACGACAGCUCGGUCGACUUCUUGGCUCACAAGCAUCUCAAGGCAGUUACUCCUCAAGUCUUUGACUUUGGCACCAAGGACAUUGAGACAACGCAUGCCUGGAGCGGCGCUGUUGCCUUCACGUCGGACGGCAACCCGUUCAUUGGUAAGCUGCCGUUCCCAGGCCGUCAGCAUCAAUGGGUUUGCGCCGCGUAUUCGGGCAUUGGAAUGGUCAGGGCUUUCAGGUCUGCCCAGCUCCUGGCUUUGCUGUUGCUUGGUGAAGAGGUGCCAACCGCGUUCCCUCGCUCCAUGCUCCUCACAAAGUCCCGGGUUGAGGAUCGGAAAGACACAAUUUCUAGCAAGCUGUAA
This is a messenger RNA of Clonostachys rhizophaga, 1347 nucleotides long. Lineage: Eukaryota; Fungi; Ascomycota; Sordariomycetes; Hypocreales; Bionectriaceae. The record is from the annotation of a GenBank genome assembly.